Molecule: messenger RNA, 3494 nt
Organism: Ostrinia nubilalis (European corn borer)
Lineage: Eukaryota; Metazoa; Arthropoda; Insecta; Lepidoptera; Crambidae
Exons: 3
Coding region: 2990-3481 (163 amino acids)
Source: RefSeq, a predicted model, not a curated record
GUUAUUGGGCGUUCUAACUCACAUUCGUUCGGUCGCAGUUUGCGACCUCACUCUGUGCGUUAGAUCGCCCAAUAACACGAUCGUAAGUAAACCAUGCACGAUGAAUAUGAACCUUUUUUCGAACUACAUCUUUUAACCAUCGACGUGAGUAUUAUUGGCACUUGCUGGUCUGAGUCAUGAGACUAGUCAUUUGGAACUUGGUAAUUGGUGAGGUUCGUUGGAAGAAUUUAUUAUUUUAGAUAAAUACAAACAUAAAACCCAGCUGUAAAAUUUAGCUCAUGAUUACGAUUAUCACUGUCAAUAGGUAAGACUGCGCAACCUCGAUGUGCACGCGCGCCGGAACUUGCAAUAUGAUAUCUUAGCAUAGUUUUUACCUACCGUACCUGUAUUUGAACGAAAUAAUAAAUCAAUGAAUGAAAUUUGAUACCUAAAAAUUCUAAAAACUACAAAGAUUGAGAUAUAAUGAAUCCAGCAUCUAAAAGGAGAUGAAUACCUAAGUACGCAGUCAUAAUAAAGUCUGCUCGCGAAUCCUACUAAUAUUAUAAUCUCGAAGGUUUCUUUGGAUUCAUGUAUCGAAGAUUGUUAUUUUUCACGCAAAAACUACUGAACGGAUUUUGAUAAAACUUUACAGUACAUUACUGUUUAUAACCCAGUAGGCUAUAAUUUAUGUGAUAAAAUGAAUUUCACGUGGGUGAAGCCGCUGGCAAAGCUAGUAGUUUAAUACAUUAUUUGAAUCUAAUACUUGAAUGCAUUUGAAAAUCAUUUUUUUUUACAAAUUAAAUAGGUGACUAGCUGCUGUAACUUAGACACAAUAAAAUUCUUCAAAAUUAAAUUUAGGUUAAUAAAGUAAAUUGUCAUGAUCAGGCGGCGCGCGGCUGGCGCGGCGUUCGUUGCGCAAGCAGCGGAUAUCGUAACGUGACACCUGAUCGAUACUCAUACCUAAUGCACCGAUUCCUGACUGUUUAAAGUAAUUAAUGAAAUGAAAUAAAUUGACGAAAUUUUUGAUUUUGAAUACAAAAUAAGAAAGUAUGAUUUCUCUUUCAAUUAAUAUCUAAUAGUAAAUGUAGGUACUAAUUUAAUUAACAGAGCAAACAAACAAACAUCUAGGUGUUAUGAAUGAUCAUAUUAUAAAACACAGCUAGGUAUAGCUUUUUUUCAUAAAUUUAUUUAUUAUGUUGUAACAUUUAUUUAAAAGGUAAAAUACCUCUAAGCGUAUGACUUUUUAAAUACAGAAGAUCAAUGGUGCAGUGGUGCUGUGAGUUUUCAUUUUUACGCUGUGGGUGAAAGGUUCGAUUCCUUAACAAUUCAAUUAACUUUUUUUGCUCGAGACAAUAAAUUGAUGUCUUUGUAUCAACCUCAUAUCUCACUAAUAUUAUAAAUGCGAAGUUUGUAUGUAAUGUCUAGAUGUUAAAAUGUUUGUUAUACUCUUUCACGCAAAAAAUACUGAACGGAUUUUGAUGAAACUUUACAGUAUUAUUGUUUAACCCAGAAUUAUAGGUAUAGACUAUAAUUUAUGACGAUCUGUGACAAACUAAAUUUCACGCGGGUGAAGCCGCGGCUAAAAGCUAUUUAUAAUAUUUUUAUUUACGAGUUACUCAUUAAUAUAAGUACAAAGUAAGACGCCAAAGUAUUAUACAGCAUUAGAUGUAGAGAAUAAUUGAUUUAAUUUAUUUUAAUUAUUGAAUAAUAAAUAAAUAAUUCCAUACUAAGUGAAAAUAUUUAAUUAUUUAGUAAACCAAUAAAUUACAAAAUACGAGCAAAAGUCAUCAUAGUAGGUACGUUUGAAUGCUAAAGGUAGUUCAAGAAAUACCUAAGUUAAAUUGUAAAAUUAACUCUCAGAUUAAGGAUUAUUCCGAUUAACAAAAUAAGUAGUAUUAAAAAACAAAUAGCCGAUUUAAAUUAAUACUGCAUUUAAAAAGUAAAUCAAGAUAACAGUGAUUAAAUAAUGUUAUGAUUUUACGUUUGAUGUUCUUUUAUUUUUCAAAUAUUUAAAGUGUUAAAAUGUUCCCGAAAGUAUGCAAUAUGUAAUAAGAUAAGUACGUACUUUAAUAAAUCAAAUUAUGAUAGAAAUCAUAAAAUAUAACAUACAAAAUAUAAUAAUUAAUUUGUUUUUGCCGAGGUGCAUUAUUUUCAUGCAAGUAUUUGCGUCAUCGACCUAGUUUUCGUAAAUAGCUGAGUGUGCUUAAGCAUAAGGCCUGGCGAGAACGAAAUACGCAAACAGUUUUAUCCGACUGCAGAAAAUGAUAAUAAUGUUUUUUAUACAGGAUGACUUUCAAAUCAAAAGCAUGUUUUUAAUAUUAUAAUUCUAUGUAUUUAAACUCUAUGUAUUACUUAUGAUACAUAGUGCACUCCUAAAUUUGAGACAAAUCUAAUGAGAUUUUUUGUCAAUUUUUACUGUGUAUUUCUGUUAGUGUGCUCUUAUAAAAAGUUUAAAACUAUUGUACUGUCAACAGCACAUCAGCCUAUUAAUUUUAUUGCAAAAUAACAAUACAUCGAAAUAUGAAAUGAUGUGUUGUCUGUACAAGAUUUUCAAUAUUGAAAUUUUAACUCAUUGGAUUUGUCUCAUAUUUGAGGAAUGUACCUACUAUGUAUCAUGAAUCUUAUUUAAAAGGAUGCUAACGAUUUCAAAGUCAUCUGUACCUAUAAAGAGUAAGUUAUGUUAUUGUAUUAUAAGCAUGAAAAAAGUCGACUCUUAUAAAUUAAUAAACAUAUUAUUGGUUCAUUUGCUCGAAUGUUCACGUUAAAAAAAAAUAUUGAGCGGGAAUCGAACCUCCGAUCUCUGACAUUUACCACUAGGUACACCAAUCGUUUUCGUUGAACCUAAACUUAUUGCUGAAUUAACGAUAAUUUCCCUUUAAAUUUGGAGGUUCGCACCAAGAGCUUCAUUCUGUAUUUCGAAGUGCUCCUGCAUUAGAAUCGGCUCCCGUAAAGUCAUAUCUCCGAGGAAUCAUCAUCAUCAGUGACGUAAAUAAAAUUGUGAGUGUUCAACAUGUCUGAUUCAGAGUUAGAUUUUUUCGAACCUGAACGCAAACCAAAGACGAAGCGAAAGUCUGCGAGUAGAUCCAAAGAGUCUAUCAGAGCUGGUUCUUCUAAGAAACCCAGACACGGGAAGCUCCAAGAGACGUUGGAUAUACUGGGCUUGCUGUCGGAAGACGAAGAAAGUGUGGCUGCUGAGAACGCGCGACGCUCGCCAGCUCGCAAUAAGCAGCUUGACAGCAGCAUCAGCAACCGCGUUGCUAACGGCUGUGUGGUGCGCCGCACGCUCCUCGACGGACCGUACUACGUGGAGACGCGCGUGUACACCACCGAGGACGCGCUGACGACGUCGCCUGAGCUGCGCUACACCAAGGCUCUCGUGACGCUGAAGGCGCAGCUCGACCGAGACCAGCCGGAGUGGGCUUGUCUGCAGAAGUUCUUGCAGAAGACCAAGUCCUCCUUGUUCGCUGAUAGCAAGCCCAUAUUUUAUAGUAAUAAAAAGUAAUGUGUUCGGUUUA